AUGUCUACCAUUCACCCUGCUGCCACUGUUACUAACAUCAAAGCCCUCAUCCCUGUCACUCUUGACAUCGAAUCUGGCCACUACACUACAUGGUCAGAAUUAUUCAAAAUACAAUGCAAGGCUUUUAAGGUUUAUGAUCACCUUCAACCUCCUGAUGUAUCUUCAUCGGAGAAAGACAAAGAAAAGGCCGCACCUGCUGAAUCUUGGGAACGCCUAGACUCCAUUGUCCUCCAGUGGAUCUAUGGCACGAUUUCCACCGACCUACUCCACACAAUCCUGAAGCCUAACACCACUGCCCAUAAAGCAUGGGCCGCCAUGGCUAAUCUUUUUCAGUAUAAUCGUGCCACGCGUACUAUUGAUCUCAAUAACAAGUUUGCUAAUACCAGACUCGAUCAAUUCCCUACUAUGUCGGCCUACUGUCAAGCCGUGAAGGUUAUUUUUUACCAACUCACCAACGUGGGGUCUCCUGUUCUGAUGAACAACUGGUUCUUCAACUCCUCACCGGUCUAA
Molecule: messenger RNA, 510 nt
Organism: Helianthus annuus (common sunflower)
Lineage: Eukaryota; Viridiplantae; Streptophyta; Magnoliopsida; Asterales; Asteraceae
Exons: 1
Coding region: 1-510 (169 amino acids)
Source: RefSeq, a predicted model, not a curated record